GCCCAGCCCAUCUUAUAAGUAAUCCUUUCUGUGAAGAAAACACUCUUAUUUCAAUAGUCCAACGCAACGUCGCUCACUUCAUGGUGUUUUUUAAAUUAUUCGGAGUCUAAUAUUUUCAAAAUCCCAGUGCAAUUGCAACAAACAAUAAAAUAGAAAAGUCGAAUCACUACUCAGACGAUGUACUCCAUUCUCUCAAAUGAUCGAUCAUGUUAUUCAGUCUUAAACGCCAGCUGAUCGCCUCUCAGAUUUACUUUGUACUUCAAGGUUUCUGCUGACAUACUUGGUGUUAAUAUUACCGUAAAUAAAAAAUUACCGUUUUCAGACAUUAGGUAAUUGCGAUGGAAAAAAGUAAUUGAAUGAUCUCAUCAAAUAGCCUGAUAUCCAAUAUUUAUAUUUCAAGUACUCCUUAAUGAUCAGUUCGCGUGUUUAAUCAGAUCUGGAUAGAAAUUUAUCGAUUAGACAAGUCGUCAGUGUUAUUUUUGCGUGAGAAGAAAAUUUUAGGAGCUGUCAUGGCAUCAUUGCAACAAAACGCUAAAAAUUCAGAGGAAAAAUCGUCAGAUUCCACACACACAUCAAUGGAGUCUAGUGCUGGAACAGCGUCUGAAAAUGGAGUGAAGAAGAGAUUUGAGAAUAUUAAAAAAUCACCAAAUGAUAAUAGAGUCUACAGAGGAUUAAUUCUCAAUAAUGAUAUGAAAGUUCUGUUAAUAAGUGAUUCAACCACCGAUAAAAGUGCAGCGUGUUUGGAUGUUAAUGUUGGAUUCAUGAGCGAUCCGGCAGAAUUACCAGGUCUUGCUCAUUUGUGUGAGCACAUGCUCUUCCUUGGUACCGAGAAGUAUCCAAAUAAAAAUGAGUACACCUCUUAUUUAUCUCAGCAUGGAGGAGCUUCGAAUGCCACUACACAGUUGGAUCAUACGACUUAUUACUUCGAUAUUAUUCCAGACAAAUUAGAAGGGGCUCUCGAUAGAUUUUCACAAUUUUUUCUCAAGCCAUUGUUCACAGAGUCCAUGACGGAUCUCGAGAUUAAUGCCGUUCACUCCGAGCACGAGAAAAAUAUCGCUCAGGAUUUCUGGAGGGCUGAUCAGUUGGACAAAUCCUCAGCUGAUCCUCAACAUCCUUAUUCCAAAUUUGGAACUGGUAAUCGGGAAACUCUUGAUGUGAAUCCGAAAAAAAAUGGAAUCAAUGUUCGUGAUGAAUUACUCAAGUUUCAUGGAACCUGGUAUUCGGCUAAUAUCAUGGCCCUUAGUGUUCUCGGAAAAGAGAGUUUAAACGAUCUAGAGAAGAUGGUAGUGAAGAUGUUCGCUGAAGUGCAAAAUAAAGAAGUCGAUGCCCCGGAGUGGCCAGAUCAUCCAUUCAACGAGAAUCAUUAUGAGCAUAAAUGGUUCAUAGUUCCUGUCAAGGACGUGAGAACAUUGAAAAUGAUUUUCCCACUUCCUGAGUUACGAGAGCACUAUAAAUCUGCUCCUGCACACUACGUCUCUCAUCUCCUUGGUCACGAAGGUGAUGGUUCGCUUCUAUCAGCCCUGAAGAGGAAGGGCUGGUCGAAUUCUCUUGUUGCUGGAAAACGAAAAGCUGCCAGAGGUGGAGUGAAUUUUUUCACUGUCAUUGUUGAUUUAACAGAAGAGGGCGUCGAUCAUAUCGACGAUAUCGUUUCUCUCAUGUUCCAGUACAUCAAUAUGCUGAAAAGUGAAGGUCCUAUUCGAUGGAUUUUUGAGGAAUGCCGACAAAUAGCGCAAAUGGACUUCGAUUUCAGAGAAAAAUCACCUCCCCGAUCAUACGUAAAUCUGACAGUUCAAGCCCUGCAGAAGUACCCAAUGGAGGAGCUUCUGACUGCCCCGUGUCUCCCUAGUGAAUGGCGCCCAGAUCUAAUAAAACUCAUAACCGAUCAUCUGAUUCCCCAGAACAUUCGAAUUCACGUUGUCGGAAAGGCAUUCGAGCCAAUCGCCACAGAAUCAGAAUUCUGGUACGGUACAAAAUUCAAGAAGGAGAAGAUACCAGAUUCCGUCAUCACGAGGUGGUCAGAUGACAGUCGCCACGAAGAGCUGAAGUUUCCAACUAAAAACGAGUUCAUUCCGACAUCCUUUGAAAUAAAAACGAUCGACAGAAGCAGUAUUGAAAAAUUCCCAGUAAUAAUAGAAGACAAUCCUUUUAUGAGAGUAUGGUUCAAGCAGGACGACGAAUUUCUCCUGCCCAAAGUCAACUUGACCUUCGAUUUCGUCACACCUCUGGCGUAUCUCGACCCAGUGAGCUACAAUUUAACGGGCAUGUACAUCGGACUCAUCAAGGACUCUCUGAAUGAAUAUGCAUACAAUGCUGGUCUUGCUGGCUUGAGCUGGGAAUUUACCAGCAGUAAAUACGGUGUAUCAUUGUCUGUGGGUGGUUAUCAUGAUAAACAUAGGAUUCUACUCGAAAAAAUUAUGGAUAAAAUGGUUAAUUUUACGGUUGACAAGCAACGCUUUGAAAUAUUGAAAGAGCAAUACAUUCGUGGGUUGAAGAAUCAUGGAGCUGAACAGCCGUAUCAACAUGCCGUUUAUUAUCUGGCAGUUCUGCUUGCUGAACAAGUGUGGACCAAGGAUGAACUCCUGGAUGCCGCUGAUGAUAUUACAGUGGAGAAAUUAGAAGCAUUUGUGCCUCAGUUAUUGUCAAAAAUGCAUGUAGAGAGUUUGGUCCAUGGGAAUUUGACGAAAGCUGAGGCGUUGGAGAGUGUACGACUCGUUCAAUCGAAAUUAACAGCUGAUCCAACGAAUCGGGGUAACAGAACACUUGUACCUCUGUUACCUAAACAAUUGUUGCUGUAUCGGGAAAUUAAUCUUGAAGAAGGCUGUCAUUUUCUCUAUGAGGGAGAGAAUCAUCAUCACAAGUCAUCUUGCACCGAAGUUUAUUAUCAAAGUGGAUUGCAAUCAACUGAUUCCGACAUGCAGUUGGAGUUGCUCGUACAAAUAAUAUCGGAGCCGUGCUUUACAGUUUUGAGAACCAAGGAACAGCUGGGGUACAUCGUUUUUUGUGGAGUACGGAGGAGUAAUGGGGCCCAAGGGUUGAGAGUCAUUGUACAGAGCGAUAGACAUCCUCAGUAUGUCGAGGAGAGGAUAGACGCAUUCAUGGAGUCGAUGUUGGAGCGAUUGGUCGAUAUGCCGGAUGAUGAAUUUAACCGGCAUAAGACUUCACUUGCUGCUCAGAGGCUCGAGAAGCCCAAGAUGAUGAUCACUUUGUCCGCGAUUUUCUGGAAUGAAAUCUCUACCCAGCAGUAUAAUUUUGAUCGCGUCAAUAUUGAAGUCGCAUAUCUUAUGACGAUUAAUAAGGAGCAGAUCAUUAAUUUCUUCAAGGAUAUUGUUUACAACAAAUCGCCAUCUAGGCGCAAACUGGCAGUUCACGUGAUUUCAACGGCAGAAGGUGGUGCUGGGGAUGAAAAGAAUAUCAAGGAUAACGGAGAGGAGAACAAGAAACCAGGUGCAACUACUGCUACUAAAAUAACGGACGUAAUUGCCUUCAAAGCCAGUCAGUCAUUGUAUCCAUUACUGAAACCUUACAACAAUAUCCCGAGGAAGGGACAG
Fopius arisanus is the source of this 3548-nucleotide messenger RNA. It is a transcript of the gene Ide, whose product is annotated as Insulin degrading metalloproteinase. The annotation marks the transcript as partial. Gene Ontology annotation, molecular function: metalloendopeptidase activity; metal ion binding. Gene Ontology annotation, cellular component: cytosol; mitochondrion. The transcript is spliced from 6 exons. Gene Ontology annotation, biological process: peptide catabolic process. NCBI's taxonomy places the organism in Eukaryota, Metazoa, Arthropoda, Insecta, Hymenoptera, Braconidae. The record is from RefSeq and is a predicted model, not a curated record.